AAGCUGGCUUUAUCUGAUAAACCCAUCAAGCCCAAUUUUUCCUCGCUAGCUGACUCCGCUUCUGAGCUGGAGUUGAGCAAAGAAUAUUUAGUUGAACUAGAAGCUCUAAACAAUUUGGGCAGUCUCACAGCUCCUAUGCUUCGUAAAGCUCUCCGGACACUCAGCUACCGAAGCAGCAUCCCUGCCAACCUAAAGAAGUCUGAUCUACUUAAACUUUUAAAACAAGAACUUAAGGAUUAA
Molecule: messenger RNA, 240 nt
Organism: Protopolystoma xenopodis
Lineage: Eukaryota; Metazoa; Platyhelminthes; Monogenea; Polystomatidea; Polystomatidae
Source: the annotation of a GenBank genome assembly